Molecule: messenger RNA, 351 nt
Organism: Lactuca virosa
Lineage: Eukaryota; Viridiplantae; Streptophyta; Magnoliopsida; Asterales; Asteraceae
Source: the annotation of a GenBank genome assembly
AUGCUCCCAAAUUUGAUGGAACAAAGCUCUGAUCACAUGGUUUCAGAUAAACAUUUCGUCCUCCAGUGGCCGGAAAAUUUACCGCUUAAUGUCGGUGCACCGCUUAUAUGUGUCGAAAUCACCACUUACAGACCUCUCAGAUACUUCGGACCCGAUAAACCAGGGAUGAAAAUCGGUGUUGUUGGUCUUGGUGGACUUGGGCUGUUGGGCAUGUUGCUGAGAAGAUGGCGAAAGCUUUUGCUGCAGAAGUUGUUGUUUUCAGCACUACUCCUGCUAAGAACCAAGAAUCACUCCAAGGACUUAACGCUGACCAUUUCAUUGUUAGCAAAGACGAAAAACAGAUGCAUGUGA